AUGCAGGAUCUCGUUGUCUUACAUAAGGCCAGCAGACCUGCCCUGUCUCUGCAUGAAGAAUCCGGCGGCUCCAAAUCCACCUCACCCAAGAAGCAGAAUGAUGUUCGUGUUAAAUUUGAACAUCGUGGAGAGAAAAGGAUCCUACAAUUUCCCCGGCCUGUUCUGCUGGAAGACCUUUUCACGAAGGCCAAAGUGGCCUUCGGGCAGUGCAUGGAUCUUCAUUACAGUAAUAACGAGCUGGUAAUACCAUUGAAGACACAAGAUGAUUUGGACAAAGCCGUCGAAUUGCUGGACAGAAGCUCUCAUAUGAAGAGCCUGAAAAUUCUGCUGGUUUCCCAUGUAGCCCCCAGCCCAUGUGACAUGGAGCACAUGCCCUGCCUGGAAGACCUAGAUAACACAGUAUUUGGAGGAACGGAGAGGAAAGACAGGACUGCGAUUCUUGGUAGAGGUACCAGGGAUAGGAGUUCCCCUCCACCAGGAUACAUUCCAGAUGAACUGCACCAUGGUGUUCGAAAUGGUUCCUUUACCAGCAUUAACAGUGAAGGGGAGUUUAUUCCAGAAAGCAUGGACCAGAUGCUGGACCCUUUGUCCUUGAGCAGUCCUGAAAACUCUGGCUCCGGCAGUUGCCCAUCUCUUGAUAGCCCUCUAGACGGUGAAAACUACCACAAGUCCAGGAUGCCCAGGGCUCAGAGCUACCCUGACAAUUACCAGGAGUUCUCAGAAUAUGACAUUCCAGUGUUCGAAAAGUUUGGGAAAGGUGGCACCUAUCCUCGAAGAUACCACGUAUCUUAUCUUCACCAGGAUUACAGUGAUGGCAGGAAAACCUUCCCAAGGGCCAGAAGAACCCAAGGGACCAACUUCCGUUCCCCGGUGAGCUUUAGCCCCACCGAUCACUCCCUGAGCACCAGCAGCGGAAGCAGCGUCUUUACACCAGAAUACGAGGACAACCGGUUGAGGAGAAGAGGGAGCGACAUUGACAAUCCAACCCUGUCUGUGAUGGAUAUAAGCCCACCAAGUCGAUCACCACGUGCGCCAUCAAACUGGAGGCUUGGAAAACUUCUCGGACAGGGGGCGUUCGGCAGGGUGUACCUGUGCUAUGACGCUGAUACUGGCAGAGAACUGGCAGUAAAACAAGUCCAGUUUGAUCCAGACAGUCCAGAGACGAGUAAGGAGGUGAAUGCUCUGGAGUGCGAGAUUCAACUGCUGAAAAAUCUGCUGCACGAGCGCAUUGUACAAUAUUAUGGCUGCUUAAGGGACUGCCAGGAGAGGACGCUUUCCAUAUUUAUGGAAUAUAUGCCAGGGGGCUCAAUAAAGGACCAACUCAAGGCUUACGGAGCACUAACAGAAUUUGUGACCCGGAAAUACACCCGCCAGAUUCUGGAGGGGGUGCACUAUUUGCACAGUAAUAUGAUUGUACAUCGAGACAUCAAAGGAGCUAACAUUCUGCGAGACUCUUCAGGCAAUGUAAAGUUGGGAGACUUUGGAGCCAGCAAACGUCUGCAGACUAUCUGCCUCUCUGGUACAGGUAUGAAGUCAGUCACUGGCACCCCCUACUGGAUGAGUCCGGAAGUGAUCAGUGGGGAAGGGUAUGGGCGGAAAGCAGACAUCUGGAGCGUGGGUUGCACAGUUGUAGAAAUGCUGACUGAGAAACCGCCCUGGGCGGAGUUUGAGGCCAUGGCCGCCAUCUUUAAAAUCGCCACCCAGACCACCAACCCACAGCUGCCAGCACAUGUAUCCGACCACACUCGGGACUUCCUUAAAAGGAUUUUUGUAGAGGCCAAAUUGAGGCCGUCGUCUGAAGAACUGCUAAGGCACACAUUUUCCCAGUGUCACUAG
Staurois parvus is the source of this 1836-nucleotide messenger RNA. Lineage: Eukaryota; Metazoa; Chordata; Amphibia; Anura; Ranidae. The record is from the annotation of a GenBank genome assembly.